Penicillium olsonii is the source of this 1212-nucleotide messenger RNA. Lineage: Eukaryota; Fungi; Ascomycota; Eurotiomycetes; Eurotiales; Aspergillaceae. The record is from the annotation of a GenBank genome assembly.
AUGAUGAGGACUACUGUACGGGCUACGAUAGCCGUGGCGCUAGUCGCGACGGUGUUCUUGGUGAAAAUUCACUUGGAUUCCUUGUCGCAAUGGCAAGAUCCGGGUCGCAGGACUUCAACUCGCGACACUUACGUGCUAGAUGGCGACGCAUAUAUCGAGCUGGUCUCGGCUGAACCUACGGCGACAACGUCCAACCCUACGCGGAGGAAAUGGGUUCCCACGGCGCGACCAACUCCUCGGUCCAUGGCCGCCAGUGCGAAAUCGAAAAAUAUUCCCGUUGAUGUCCCCGGCGCGGAAUGGUCGUGGGGAGGCCCUUGGUACCAACCCAGCAGGUCGAGCAAAUUGACCAAUUCGCAAAACCUGCAUGCCCAGCAGCUCGGGCCGAUACAACAGCUCCAGCAGGAGAAUAGACGAAAGGCCACGCCUUCGGCAAGUGCGCCGCCCCGUCCAAAAAUCACCCCGAAGUCGGAUCGCAUAAUUGUUCUCGGGAGAAUGUCAUACGAAGAUAGUAGUUGGCUGGAAGAUGAGCUGCCUGAAUGGCAGCAUGCAGUAUACACAGUUGACGACCCAACAGCAGCACUCACCGUCGACCAGAACAAAGGCAAAGAAAGCAACACAUACCUCAAGUACAUACUGGACAACUACGACAAAUUGCCCGAAUACAUGGUCUUCCUACACGCGCACCAAUACAGCUCCCAUGUAGAAUUCUGGGAGCAGGACAACGUCCUCACCGUCCAAAGACUGCAACUCGACUAUCUUCGCAAAGCAGGCUACGUCAAUCUACGCUGCGACUGGAGUCCCGGCUGCCCCGACGAAGUCCAACCAUUCCGCCAAAUGGCAGGUCGUACGACCGAGCUCGCCUUUGCAGGUGCUUGGAUGCGCAUCUUCAAUAACACCGAUGUCCCUGAGAUGGUCGCAACGCCUUGCUGUGCCCAGUUUGCCGUGACAAGAGAGCAGGUUCUCAAGCGUCCGCGCAGUGACUAUGAGAAUUAUCACCAUUGGCUUAUGACGACAGAGUUGGAUGACGAGACGAGUGGUCGUGUCUUUGAAUACCUGUGGCAUAUUAUUUUCGGGCAGGAUCCCGUGUUUUGUCCGGCAAAGGCGCAGUGUUAUCGCAAUGUGUAUAAUAUGGACUAUGAAGAGCCGCCGGAAGAUCCAUGGGGUGACGAUUUUUGGGGCGACUGGAUUGACGAUGUCCCUGAUGAGAUAUGA